Molecule: messenger RNA, 1053 nt
Organism: Adineta steineri
Lineage: Eukaryota; Metazoa; Rotifera; Eurotatoria; Adinetida; Adinetidae
Source: the annotation of a GenBank genome assembly
AUGAUCGGAUUAAGAUCUAACCAAAAAUAUUACAGGUGGAAACAACGAAAGUUAUAUUAUAUCUGUACAUUGCUUCGUUGGUCAAAAUUACGUUGGAUUAUUUUAUCAAUACUAUUCUUUAUAUUCAUUACUGAGUUUUAUGAAAAUCGUUCUAUUACUUAUCCAGCAUUUAUUCAAAUAACAAUUAAUAAAUUUUAUUCAAACUCGAAAGAACAAGAUAACAGUACAAAUCCUGAUCAUAUUAUAAUAUUAAUGAAUGAUCGAGCACCAGCAUAUAACCUUGCAGUUCCACCUGAUGAAAGACCAUUUGCGGAUCCUGAUCGAGCACAAGCUAGAUUACUCGAACAAUUACAUUUUUUUGACACAUGUCGACGAGAUCCAUCAACUAUUGUUGUUCAUAUUGGUGCUUAUCUAGGAGAUUUUGGACUUUAUUCAGCUGCAUGUGGUUGUACUGUUUAUAUGUUUGAAGUGAAACCAGAAGUAGUACGUCUUAUUAAUUCAUCAAUUAGACAUAAUUCAUUUCCAUCAUCUCGUCUUCAUUUCAUUCAAAAAAUUGUUAGUGAUUUACCAUCUAAUACUACUGUCAAAUAUCCACCUGGAGAUGGUUCACCACCUAUUAUUGACGAUUACAUUUCAGUACAGACUAUACGAUUAGAUGAUAUUAAAUGGCCUUCACAAUCUAUUUUCAUGCUUAAAAUCGAUGUUGAUGGAUAUGAAUUAAAUGUACUUCGUUCAGCAACGAAACUAUUUGCUGAAAAACGUAUUCAACAUUUAAUCUUCAAAUAUCAUCCAUGGUUGCAUAAUCGAACUACACAAGAGAUACUAAUGCCGUAUGUAAAGAAUGAAUUAAAACCAAAACUUAUGUAUAAUCUUUAUCGAACUGAUAACACUAUCUACGGACCAUUACGUCUCAGGGAUAUAAAAGUAUUUUAUGAACAACAUAUAAAAUUAGAUUUAGCAGCCGAUAUCUAUGCUGCUUUCAGUGAUAAAACUCUUAAAUCUUCGAUUAAGUCAAAACCAUAUUUUAAAAAUAAACAUGUUAUACCAGAGUGA